AUGCGCUCGCGCUCUCUCAUGCACUCGUGCUCUCUCACUCGCACUCUCACGCACACUCUCACGCGCACUUUCACACGCACUCUCACGCGCUCUCACACGCUCCCUCACGCGCUCUCUCACGCACUCUCUCACGCUCUAUCUCACACACUCUCUCACGCGCUCUCUCACGUGCUCCCUCACGCACUCUCUCACGCGCUCUCGCAUGCGCACUCUCACGCGCUCUCUCACAUGCUCUCUCACGCAAUCUCUCAUGCGCUCUCUCACGGGCUCUCACGCAUUCCGUCGCACUCCCUCUCGCACACUCUCUUGCGCAUUCUCUCUCUCACGCGCUCUCUCAUGCACACUCUCUCGCACACUCUCACGCGCUCUCUCACGUGCUCUUUGAUGCAAUCUCUUACGCGGUCCUUCACGCGCUCUCUCACGCGCUCUCUUGCGCACUCUCUCACGCGCUCUCUGACACGUGCUCUCUCACGCGCUCUCUCACGCGCUCUCUCACGCGCACUCUCACGCGCACUCGCUCUCUCACACGCUCCCUCACGCGCUCUCUCACGCACUCUCUCACGCGCUCCCUCACGCGCUCUCUCACGCGCACUCUCACGCGCUCUCUCAUGCGCUCGCGCUCUCUCAUGCACUCGUGUUCUCUCACUCCCACUCUCACGCGCACUCUCACGCGCACUUUCACACGCACUCUCAUGUGCUCUCACACGCUCCCUCACGCGCUCUCUCACGCACUCUCUCACGCUCUAUCUCACACACUCUCUCACGCGCUCUCUCACGUGCUCCCUCACGCACUCUCUCACGCGCUCUCGCAUGUGCACUCUCACGCGCUCUCUCACAUGCUCUCUCACGCAAUCUCUCAUGCGCUCUCUCACGGGCUCUCACGCAUUCCGUCGCACUCCCUCUCGCACACUCUCUUGCGCAUUCUCUCUCUCACGCGCUCUCUCAUGCACACUCUCUCGCACACUCUCACGCGGUCCUUCACGUACUCUCUCACGCACUCUCUCACGCGCUCUCUCACGCGCUCUCUCACGGGCUCUCAUGCACUCCCUCACAUGCUCUCUCUCACGCACUCUCUUGCGCAUUCCCUCUGUCACGCGCUCUUUCUUGCGCACUCCCACGCGCUCUCUCACGCGCACUCCCACGCGCUCUCUUAUGCGCUCUCUGACGCACUCCCUCACACGCUCUCUCACGCGCUCUCUCACGCGCUCUCUCACGCGCACUCUCACGCGCUCUCUCACGCGCACUCGCACUCUCACGCGCUCCUUCACUCGCUCUCUCACGCGCUCCCUCACGCGCUCUCUCACGCGCUCCCUCACGCGCUCUCUCACGCGCACUCUCACGCGCUCUCUCACUCGCACUCUCACGCGCACUCUCACGCGCACUCUCACGCGCACUCUCACACGCACUCUCACGCGCUCUCACACGCUCCCUCACGCGCUCUCUCACGCACUCUCUCACUUGCGCCCUCACGCGCUCUCUCACGCACUCUCUCACUUGCGCCCUCACGCGCUCUCUCACGCACUCUCUCACGCGCUCUCGCACGCGCUCUUGCAUGCGCACUCUCACGCGCUCCCGUGCACACCGCUCGCGCACCCUUCCGAGCUCGCGCAUCGACCCGCCCUCGCGCACCAACUCGCGCUUGCGCUCGUGCACCUGUCGCCAGAGGCGACGGAAGGGAGGAGGGAGAGGCGACGACAGGGAGGAGGGAGAGGCGACGGCGGGAGGGAGGGAGAGGCGACGGCGGGGAGGAGGGAGAGGCGACGGCGGGGAGGAGGGAAAGGCGACGGCGGGGAGGAGGAGAGGCGACGGCGGGGAGGAGGGAGAGGCGACGGCGGGGAGGACGGAGAGGCGACGGCGGGGAGGACGGAGAGGCGACGGCGGGGAGGAGGAGAGGCGACGGCGGGGAGGAGGGAGAGGCGGCGGCGGGGAAGAGGGAGAGGCGACGGCGGGGAGGAGGGAGUGGCGGCGGCGAGGAGGAGGGAGAGGCGACGGCGGGGAGGUAAGGGAGAGGAGAUGGCGGGGUGGAACGGAGUGAUUGUGAGGUGGGAGAGAGAGGCGAUGGCGGAGUGGGAGGGAGAGGUGACGGCGGAAAGUGAGGGAGAGGAUACGGGAAUGGGAGGGAGAGCGACGGCUGGGUGGGAGAUCUUCCAUGUCUCCUCUUUCCUCCUCUCCCCCCACGCCAACCGCAUCUCUUUCCCCCACGGUGGGUACACCUUCCUCCCCUCCUUGCCCUCCCACUCCACCCCCGUUCACUGGAACAUCAACCGUAGUUGA
Messenger RNA from Closterium sp. NIES-65, 2274 nucleotides. The record is from the annotation of a GenBank genome assembly. NCBI's taxonomy places the organism in Eukaryota, Viridiplantae, Streptophyta, Zygnematophyceae, Desmidiales, Closteriaceae.